This is a messenger RNA of Corticium candelabrum, 21578 nucleotides long. RefSeq lists its product as uncharacterized. Gene Ontology annotation, molecular function: calcium ion binding. Gene Ontology annotation, cellular component: extracellular region; extracellular matrix. Bases 54 to 21413 code for a protein of 7119 amino acids. The transcript has 24 exons. The record is from RefSeq and is a predicted model, not a curated record. NCBI's taxonomy places the organism in Eukaryota, Metazoa, Porifera, Homoscleromorpha, Homosclerophorida, Plakinidae. Gene Ontology annotation, biological process: cell adhesion.
UUGCCGUCAUCAGAUUAUAUGCCGACUCUGUAGUAACGAUUGAUAACAUAGAAAUGAAAACCGAUUACUACAAAAUUGGUCGUGAUUUGUCUACGAUAAGGCGAUUAAAUGGCAAGACACACGUGGAUUUGUCUUCUGGAGUGAAUAUAAUUUGGGACGGUGAUCACGUAGUGGAAGUUCGCGUGCCUGCUUUAUACAAGAGCCGCACAUGUGGCUUGUGUGGUAUUUAUGACGAUGAUAAUAGCAAUGAUCUUGAACUGCGCAAUGGCUCUGUCGUUUACGCUAGUGACUUGAUGUAUUCAGGAUCUCAAGUGUCAAUAGAAUCGUACCAUGAAUUUGGCACGAGUUGGGCUGUUACUGUUGGUGAGGCCCUUCUGACCUUGGAUUCAAACGGAACAUGUGUAGAAGAGCCACCCAAAGAUGAUCCUUGCUCUGGGAACCCAAUCCUGAAGGGAGAAGCAGAGACGUACUGCAAAUUUAUUAGUGACCGACAAGGCCCAUAUGCUAACUGUCAUGCCGUUAUUGAUCCUAAAGUUUACUAUCACUCUUGUGUGUAUGAUCAUUGCGCAUGCGAAGGAGACACGAAAUGUGCUUGUCAAGCUAUUGGAGCUUAUGAGUCGUUAUGCCGCCGUCGUGGUGUGCUUCGUGUUGGGUCUGUAAUUGACAAAUGCGGUGUUUGCUUUGGAGAUGGGACUAGUUGUUAUGAUAAACGAGACACAUGCAUUGCUUAUGGUGACCCCCAUUAUCGAACAUUUGAUGGCGUUCAUUACGACUUUCAAGGAAAAUGCGAAUACGUCCUUGUCAAGGACAAAAGCAACUCGUUUGUUGUUACAGGAAGGAACAUUGGGCAAACAGUAACUUACACUCGAGCUAUUGGGAUCAGCAUCCGUGGCGUUGCCAGAAUAAGGCUCGAUGAUCAGCUGAACGUUUGGGUCAAUGAUCGUGAGCUCACUACAUUUCCACACUACAUCAACAGCGAUGGAACAACAAUCAGCUUGUCGUCAGGUGGCGUGAAAGUUACGCUAGGAAACUCAGGAAUAGAAAUUGUUUGGCAGAAAAGAUGGUGGGUUCAUAUACACAGUCCCGUUGCUCUCAGAGAUAAGCUUGUUGGUCUCUGUGGACAAUACGAUGGAAGUGGUGUUGAUGAUUGGACUGGUCCAGAUGGAACUGUCUACACCACCGCUCAUGAUUUCGGACUGAGCUGGAACGUUUCCGGAACGGACCGACUUAUUCUUGAUCCAGACUUCAACUGCCUUGAUGCUCCGCAGCCACCAAGGGAUCCUUGUGAUGUUAAUCCUCAAGCAAACGCCGCUGCUUUACGAUACUGCAAGUAUGUCAUCGAUCCAACAGGCCCAUAUGCACCAUGCCAUAAAUCAGUUCCACCUAGAUCUCAAUAUGAGGCCUGUUUGUACGACGUUUGCUAUUGCCGAGGCGAUGCAGACUGUGCUUGCACUGUUGUUAAGGCUUAUGAGACACUUUGUGAGAACGCUGGAGUGAAUGGUCUCGGCUCAGUUGUGGACGAGUGCGGCAUAUGCUUUGGAUCCGGACCUCCAUGCAAAUAUGACACUGGCGGAUCAGGUGGCGGAGCUACCUGUACCGCGUCAGGUGACCCACAUUACAGGACAUUUGAUGGUCGUUGGCAUCAUUUCCAGGGUCUCUGUGAGUACAUUCUUGCAAGCGAUUGCGUUAAUCAAGACUUUGUCAUUCACCAGCGUAAUCGGCCUUGUGGCUCUAGGUCUUGCACUAGAUCCAUUGCAAUCCGCACUAUAUCUGGUGAUGUCAUACAACUUCUCCAAGGUGGUGUGGUUAAAGUUGGUGAUAAAACCGUUGCUUUAAGAUUUGAUGUAGGCAGCACCGCUAUAUUUCGAACGGGCGGAUAUGUUGUUGUUCAUUUGGCUGGUCGAAACGGAUCGAUUGUUAUUGUCAGAUUUGAUGGCAAUCACAUGGUAGAAGUAGUAGUACCAGAAACAUACCGUGGUCGGGUUUGUGGACUAUGUGGAACGUUUACCGGAAUAACCAAUGAUGACUUAGAGCUACCAGAUGGUAACCUAACCUCAAACGAGCACACUUUCGGUCUGGGAUGGGCAGUUACACCACAUAAUCGUCUUCUCAUUCCCAUUGCAGAUACUUCAUGUCGUGACCCAGCUAUGGCAUCAGGUCACCCUUGUGACGGCAAACCGCGUAUUAAACAGAAAGCUGAAGAGUACUGCAGUUUGAUAUCGGAUGCUCAGGGACCGUACCGUGCCUGCCAUCAAAACAUCGACCCACAGGAGCAUUACGACUCUUGUGUUUACGACGUAUGUGAAUGUAAUGCAGACAUUGCAUGCGCUUGCGAUCUCGUAAAAGCCUAUGAGCAUCAAUGUAUACGGCAAGGCCUCGCGAAUAAAAUCGGUUCUGUUGUAGAUGAUUGCGGAAAAUGUUUUGGAAAUGGAAGAGAUUGCAUUCCACCGACUAAGUUUGCACAAGUGUUUGGAGAUCACUACGUAACAUUUGACGGUUUUGGUUAUCAUUUCCAAGGAAACUGCGAGUACACUUUAGCAAAGGACAAUCUCAAAUCAGAAUUUGUCGUCCAAUUGCAGAAUGAAUAUUAUGGCAAUAACUCUUUGACUUCCAACAAGGCUCUAGCCAUACGUGUCGUUAAUGGUCCAGUUAUCACUAUUACUAAAGAGUUACUCGUGUUUGCCAACAAUAUCCAGCUUGCAGAUUUUCCAUACAAAUCUCCUUCAGGAAAUGUUGUUGUUCGUCGCGUGGGAAAAAGUGUGACAGUGCAUUUGGUCAGCUUGAAAAUUACUAUAGUGUUUCAUGACAACAAUUUGGUUGAAGUUGGCAUUCCCGUUGCGUAUCGCAAUCCCAUUGCUGGUCUGUUUGGAAAUUGCGAUGGCAAUUCAACCAACGAUUUAACAUCCAGUAACGAUACGACUUGGAAAUCGUUGAGUAAUUCGAGUUCGGAAGCUAGUUUUCUUGCAUCUCAUGAAUUUGGAAAGAGCUGGGCAGUAGAGGGUGUUGAUCGACGUCUUCUUCCCGCAAAUAAGAGCUGCGUCCAGCAUCUAACGUUAUUGCCUCAUCCGUGUGAUGGUAAACAGCAGAUUCAAGCAGAAGGCCGGAAAUAUUGUGAUGUUAUCAAUAGCGUCCGUGGUCCUUAUCACAACUGCCACAGUGUGUUAGAUCCGACGUUUUAUUAUGAAAGCUGCGUAAAUGACAUUUGCUUUACUGAUGGCGAAUAUGAUGGUGGGUGUACCGUGGCGAGGGCAUACGAAGCUGCUUGUCGACGAUUAGGGGUCAAGGGAUUAGGAUCUGUACUGGACGAAUGUGGAGUCUGCUUUGGGGAUGGAACCAAAUGCAACUUCGAUACUGCUGCUACAUGUCAAGUUCAAGGAGAUCCACAUUUUACUACGUUCGACCAAGCCGGUCAUCAUUUCCAGGGUAAAUGUGAGUAUGUGCUCGCCAAGGACUGCAUUGGCGACGAGUGGCAAAUACAUGCUCACAGUGCUGUAUGUAAUGGCCCGUAUACUUGCACCAAAUCGGUGGCAAUUCGAGCCGCUAGAGCUGGAGUCAUCAAGCUUUACCGUGGUCCAAAGGUUUAUGUAAACAAUAUUGCUGUGACGUCAUUUCCGUUCUGGUUGGCAGGAGAUGGGACGACAAUUAGGAAACGUUUCAAUAAAAUCGAAGUUGUAUUAGCAAGUGCUAGGGUUUGUGUUACAUGGGAUGGCUCGUAUGGAGUCGAUAUUUCUGUACCUCUGGAUGCCAAGAACAAAACAUGCGGACUGUGCGGCUCAUUUAACGAUGUAUGGACGGACGAUUUGAAGACCUUGAAUGGUACAAUACUUUUGGCUAGCCACAGAUAUGGGUCACGUUCCACUCAGUCCUUAUAUGCUUAUCACGAAUUUGGUCGAAGUUGGGCGGUCACAGGAAUUGACCGAUUGUUGCUGUCAGUAAACGAUCCAUGCGUCGAUCCUGCCAUACCCGAACCUCAUCCUUGUGAUUCUGCUGCUGGUGCGCGUAAGAGAGCUCAAGUUCAACAAUAUUGCUCUGUUAUUUCUAAUCGCCAAGGUCCUUACGGUGGAUGCCAUGACAAAGUCAAUCCAACCGAGCACUACGAGUCUUGUUUAUUUGAUGCGUGUGCAUGUGAGGCCGCUUCUCCUUUGACGUGUGCUUGUGAUUCCGUUCACGCUUAUGAGAGCUUAUGUGAGAAGAAGGGUGUAAGAAGACUUGGCACUGUAUUAGAUGAGUGCGGCGUAUGUUUCGGAGAUGGUUCUACUUGCAUUAACGCUGGAGCAACGUGUCAAGCAUCGGGGGAUCCGCACUACAGGACGUUUGAUAACGUUGUACAUCACUUUCAAGGACGCUGUGAAUACGUUCUGUCUCGAGAUUGUGCUAAUAACGAGUGGCAGAUUCAAGUGCAGAACGAAAACAGAUACAACAACAGGGCGGUCAGUUGGACGAAAGCGGUUGCUAUUCAGCUGGCCAACACAGGCGUUAUACGCUUGCUUGCAAAUCGUAUUGUGGAAAUAAACACCGUCAGAAUCAAUCACUUUCCGUAUCGCGUUCCGAGUGGCGGUGCAUUCAUUCGCCAGGAAGUGAACAAGGUUCGUGUUUACUUAGCUGAAUCGGGUGUGUCUGUUUCGUGGGAUGGAAAUCACUUUGUUUCUGUUACUGUGCCGUCUUCUGCUAAUGGCACUGUAUGCGGUUUGUGUGGUCAAUACAAUACCGAUCAAAGUGAUGACCUGGAACAGAAGAAUGGUACCAUACUCAUUCCAAGCUCAGUUUUGGGGUCCGGCUCAGUCCAGUCUCGAUAUGCCUAUCACACGUUUGGUGUCAGUUGGUCCGUUCCGACCACAAAGCGACUUUUGUUACCCACUGAUGCGACCUGCGAAGAUGAUUAUCUUCCUCCUCCUCAUCCGUGUGAUGACAAUCCGUUUAUCAAAGUCCGUGCAGAAGAAUAUUGCAGCUUUAUUAUUAAUCGCAACGGACCAUAUGCUGCUUGUCAUGGUGUCAUUGAUCCACAGAGUGAUUACGAUUCUUGCCUCUUUGACACUUGCGCUUGUGGUGGAGAUACCUCUUGUGCGUGUGACUCUGUCCAAGCUUAUGAGACAGUAUGCCGGCGUAACAAAGUGGCCAAUCUAGGUUCGGUAGUUGACGAGUGUGGCUUGUGCUUUGGAGACGGCACGACGUGCUUUCCCAGUGGAGCGACUUGCUCCGCGAAAGGAGAUCCUCACUAUACAACGUUUGACGGUUUAGCUUACGAUUUUCAAGGCAAGUGCGAGUACGUUUUAGCUAAAGAUGUAGAGGGUGACUUCGAAAUUCGAGUUCAAAACGAGCCAUGCGGAUCAACUGUCACGUGCACGAAAGCGGUAGCUAUUAAGAUUCCCGGUGGUGCUUCUGUUCGUUUAUUUCGUCAACUGGUAGUGGAAGUAGGUGGUAUUGUAAUAAAGAGGUUUGGUAUAACUGAUUCGUCGCGUACGGUUCGAAUCUUUAGAAAAGGUGGGAUGGUUUACGUUCGGUUGUUAGGACCCGAUGUCCUCAUCAAAUGGAACGGCAAUACCGUUGUGGAAGUGACGGUGCCAGAAACUUACAUGAAACGUAUGCGUGGUUUAUGUGGUGACUACACUGGCGAUACUGCCGAUGACUUUUUGACAAGUGCUGACGUCGUUGAGUCUAGAACGUCGGCGGGAAUCUUCAAUUUUGGAGUCAGUUGGGCUGUUGAAGGUGAGGAUCGAUGUAUUCUCUCACCGGGUACGGUGUGCAAUGACGUGAUAACACCACCAUUUCAUCCUUGCGACGAAAAGCCAACUGUUAGAGCCAAAGCAGAAAAAUAUUGCGGAUUCAUCACAAAUGUGCAAGGCCCGUAUGCAAACUGCCAUGCAGUUCGUGAUCCGUCUGACUACUACAAAGACUGUGUAUACGACACUUGUGCCAAUGAUGGCAACACUAGCAUAGCGUGUGAAUCGGCCCAAGCGUACGAGAGUAUUUGCCGAACGCAAGACAAAGUAACUGAGAUUGGGACAGUUAUAGACGAGUGUGGAGUAUGCUUUGGGGAUGGAUCCUCGUGUGUAGAUGUCGGAGCGACAUGUCAAGCCUCGGGCGACCCACAUUACGUGACGUUCGACGGAGCCGGUCAUCACUUUCAAGGAAAGUGUGAGUACAUCUUGGUGAAAGAUUGCUCUGGUGCUAACCAGUUUCAAGUCAACGUUCGUAACGUUGGAAACACUGUUACCGUGACAAGAGCUGUAGCUAUUCGCAUUGCCAACGUUGGCGUUAUUGUCAUGAGGCAAGGACAACCAACGACAGUCAACGGGUUGAAUAUUGCCGGAUAUCCAUACAACGUUCCUGCUGACGGAUCACGUAUCACAAAAGUAGAUGGUAAAAUACGCGUCCACCUCGCGAAUUCUGGAGUGAACGUUUACUGGGAUGGUUCCCACUUUGUCCAAGUGACGGUACCGACUCAGUACUUUAACAGUACGUGUGGACUAUGUGGUCAAUACAAUGGUGAUAGUAGCGACGACUUGGAAGCAAAGGAUGGUACCGUGUAUUAUCCCAGUCAUCGCACUUAUUCGUCGUCACAAAACUCAAGGCAUGCUUACCACGCUUUUGGUAUUAGUUGGGCUGUCAGUGGUGCGGACCGCAUUCUUCUUGAUGAAUCUGACUCUUGCAAGGAUUCCACGGUUGAGCCUCCGGAUCCAUGUUCUGGCAAAGCGGCCGUGAAGGCAGCUGCAGAAAAGUACUGCAACUGGAUUAGAGAUCCUAACGGUCCUUACAUUGAUUGUCACGCGACUCGUGAUCCAGAGGAAGCGUUCAAGUCGUGUGUAUUCGAUGUGUGUGGAAACAACGGAGACACGAGUGUGGCGUGCGAUGUCGUCCAAGGUUACGAGACGCUAUGCAAGCGACGCGGCAUAACUACCAUAGGAUCCGUGGUUGAUCGAUGUGGAAUUUGUUUCGGAGAUGGCAGCACGUGCAAAGCAGGUGCGACAUGUCAAGCUUCCGGUGAUCCUCAUUACGUAACAUUCGAUGGACUCGGUCAUCAUUUUCAAGGUAAAUGCGAAUACGUUCUUGCACAGGAUUGUCGAAGAAAGACAUUUUCUGUUCACGUCCAAAACAAUCAGCGAGGUAGAACGGACGUCAGCUGGACCAAAGCGGUAGCAGUUUGGAUCAAGAACGUCGGUGUUAUUCGCUUACUUCCCAACAAGGUAGUCACCGUCAACUCUCGUGUUGUUGAGACAUUUCCACAUCGACUACCAGGAGAUGGCACCGUCAUCAGGCGAGACACUCAAUUCGCGGAGGUGGAUAUUGUGGCUCUCGACGUCUUGGUGAAAUUCGAUGGCACUCAUCUAGUUGAAGUGACGGUUUCGGAUGCUUACAAGUACUGGACGUGUGGUUUGUGCGGUAUUUACGACGAUACUUCUGCCAACGAUCUUUCGCUCAAGGAUGGUGGAAAUGUGACCGCCAGUCACGACAAAUAUUCGGGAUCUCUGGCAUCGAGGACUGCUUAUCACAAUUUUGGUGUUAGUUGGGCAGUACUUGGCACUGAUCGUCUACUGCUCGGUGCCAAUGAUACUUGCGUUGAUUCAAACACUCCGCCGGCGGACCCUUGUGAAGGCAGGAAUGAAAUAGCGGCCGAUGCUCGUCGAUAUUGUGGAAUUAUUGCUGAUCCCCAAGGACCGUAUGCCCUCUGCCAUUCAGUCGUAGACCCAAGGUUACAUGUUGACUCAUGUGUCUUUGACGUAUGCGCUUGUACUGGAGAUACAAGCUGUGGCUGUGAUGCAGUCAAGGCUUAUGAAGCGACCUGUCGCCGUUCCGGUGUGGAAAAAUUGGGAACAGUUGUUGAUCAGUGCGGAAUCUGCUUUGGCGAUGGCAGCUCUUGCUCUAAACCACCAGCAUCAUGCCAAGCAUCCGGUGACCCUCAUUACACGACGUUUGAUGGAGCUGGACAUCAUUUUCAAGGCAAAUGUGAAUAUAUUCUUGCUCGGGACUGCGCUCACAACGAUUUCGAAGUACACGUACGAAACGAGCAUCGACACGGAAAUAACCACGUUACUUAUACACGUUCUGUUGCCAUCAAAGUACGAGGUGUAGCUGUUAUUAAACUUUUGCCUUCUAGAAAGACUCUAGUGAACAAUUUUGAAGUUACGCGUUACCCUCAUGUUAUUGGAGUCGACGGUUCUCUUAUACAAGUACAAGGUGGUUUGGUAAAAGUAAUUUUGGCGAGUUCUGGAGUUGAAAUCUAUUGGAACGGUAAUGACUUUGUCAAGGUCACAGUUCCCGGAGAAUAUAGGGACCGUGUUUGCGGGUUGUGCGGAACGUUUGACGGCAAUGCACAGAAUGACUUUGAACUGCGAAAUGGUACUGUACUGAGUGCAAGUCAUCUGACAUACUCGAAAUCUGAUCAGUCAGUAAGAGCAUAUCAUGAUUUUGGUCGUGAUUGGGCCGUUAUUGCCUCUGAGAGGUUGCUCGUGGAUCGCAAUGUCGUGUGCGUUGAUUCUCCUAUUCCACCUCCUCAUCCUUGCGACGCACGUGCUGGACUGCGACAACAAGCAGAACAAAGAUGUCGGGUUAUUCAAGACAAACAAGGCCCGUACGCUCCGUGUCACGCUACUGUGGAUCCGAACAUGCAGUACGAAUCUUGUGUAUUUGAUACAUGCGCUUGCGGUGGCGGAUCGUCGUGCGCUUGCGAGGCCGUUUACGCUUACGAGGACGCUUGUCGUGAAAAUGGAGUAACCGACUUGGGUUCUGUGAUCGACGAAUGUGGUGUCUGUUUUGGAGACGGGAGUACGUGUCCACCUCGCGGUUCGAUGUGCCAAGCGUCAGGUGAUCCACACUACGACACUUUGGAUGGCGCUGGCCAUCAUUUUCAAGGGCAAUGUGAGUACGUGUUGGUGAAAGAUUGCGUUAACAACGACUUUGCUGUCCACGUAAGAAACGAGCACCGUGGAUCACAAUCUGUAACAUGGACCAAGUCUGUAGCUGUUCGCGUAACAGGAGGUCCUGUAAUCAAACUCCUUAGAAACUCGGUUGUUCAAGUCAGCGGGGUUUUAGUGACCUCUUUUCCUAGAACUCUAUCUCCAGACGGAACCGUGCUGCGUAAAGUUGGUCGCGUUGUGAAAGUUCGGCUCGGAAGUUCAGGCGUUCAGGUGACGUGGGACGGAGACUCUAUAGUUGAAGUGACUGUUCCUCCGGAGUAUAAGAACAAGACGUGUGGACUUUGCGGACAAUAUGACGACUUGUGGAGAAAUGAUUUGCAGCUUGCAAAUGGUACUGUUGUCUAUCCGAGCCAUAGGUACGCAUCUUCAUCGCAAGUCUCGAUUCGGGCUUAUCACGUAUUCGGCGUUAGCUGGGCUGUAAAGAACACCAGUAGACUUCUUCUCCUUCCUAAUGACGCUUGCAUUGAUCGCACCAUUCCUCCUGUUCAUCCGUGUGACUCAAAGUCGAACGCUGUACGAGAUGCUGCUCGAAAAUAUUGUAAUGUAAUUCAAGACCCUCAAGGGCCCUACAGUGCCUGCCAUGACUCUAUCGAUCCAACUCAGGCUUAUGAAUCUUGCGUUUUUGACACAUGCGGGUGCAACGGCGAUACAGCGUGCGCUUGCAGGUCUGUAAGAGCUUAUGAGUCGCGUUGCAGAAAUCUCAAAGUAAGCGGGUUGGGAACCGUUGUGGACGAAUGCGGUGUGUGUUUUGGAAACGGGCUCAGUUGUGUGUCCGUCGGUUGUGCGGCGCAGGCGUCUGGAGAUCCACACUACUUGACAUGUGAUCGCUCGGGUCAUCAUUUUCAAGGAAAGUGCGAAUAUAUCUUUAUGAAGGACAUCGUAAACGGAGACUUUCAGGUUCACGUUCGCAACGAACACCGUGGAAAUCCUAGGGUUACGUAUGUGCGCGAUGUAGCGGUAAAGUCACGUGGCGGAGCCGUCAUUCAUAUUCUUAAGGGCCAAAUUGUGAAAGUUAAUGGUGAGACCAUAACGUCGUUUCCUCAUUAUGUGGCAGUUGACGGUACUUGGAUACGCCGUGUGCAAGGCAAAAUACGCGUGUUUCUGGCCAAUUCGGGCGUUGUCGUAAAGUUUGACGGAAAUCACUUUAUAGAAGUGACUGUUCCUGACGAUUACAAAGAAAAAUUGGGAGGAUUAGCUGGUAACUUUAAUGGAGAUUUCUCAGACGACCUGGAAGGAAGCGAUGGCACAAUUUACCAUCCGUCUCAUCGAUAUUAUUCGAGCUCGUUGCAGACUAGGAGAGCGUACAACUGGUUUGGUAUUAGUUGGGCUGUGAACGGAACAGAUCGUUUGAUAUUGAGCGCCAACGAUCCUUGCGUUGAUCCCAUUGAACCACCACCUCACCCCUGCGAUCCGGAUCCAGCACUGAGAAGGAAAGCAGAGAACUAUUGUCGUUUCAUUAUAAACCGUCAAGGUGCUUACGGACCUUGCCACGACGCCGUUCCUCCCGACCUGUAUUUCGAGUCGUGUGUGUUCGACAGCUGUGCGUGUCCUAAUAAUAUCGAAGAGUGCGCAUGCGCGUCUGUUCAAGCUUACGAGGCCAUCUGUGCGCGCAGCAAUGUGACCGGUCUUGGUUCGGUUAUUGACGAAUGCGAUGUUUGUUUCGGAGACGGAACUUCAUGCGAACCAAACAGCGCAACGUGUCAAGCGUCGGGAGAUCCCCAUUAUACAACCUUUGAUAACGCCGGCCAUCACUUUCAAGGUCGCUGCGAGUAUAUCUUAGCAAAGGACUGUGGCAACGACAGUAAGUGGGAGAUUCAUGUCCGCAACGAACAUCGCGGCAGCAGAGCUGUUACGUAUACCAGAUCAGUGGCCGUGCGCAUUCAGGGCGUCGGUGUUAUCAAACUAUUAAAGAGUCAGGCCGUCGAAGUCAACGGAUUUCCUGUAACGAAAUUCCCGUAUAUCGUACCAGGUGAUAAUUCUGUCAUCCGUAAACAGUUUGGCCAAGUGAAAGUAUUUCUUGCUGAUGCAAACGUCGUGGUGCGAUUCGAUGGCAACCAUCUAGUUCAAGUGUCUGUUCCUCCAGAAUAUUUCGAUCGUCUUUGUGGACUCUGUGGUACUUACAAUGGCGAUUUUGCAGACGAUUUGCAAUUGCGCAAUGGCAGCGUAGUCCAGCCCAGUCAUCGCUUUAAUUCUAAAUCGACUCAGUCUGUUUGGGCAUACCAUACUUUCGGUGUGAGUUGGACCGUUCCCAGCGGUCAGCGUAUUCUCAUCCCAACUACCGAUACGUGCGUCGAUGAUGUUGUUCCGCCUCCUCAUCCUUGUGAUGGAAAUCCCAACCUGCGAACUAAAGCAGAGCAGCGAUGCCGCGUUAUUACUAACGCUCACGGUCCAUACCGCGAGUGUCACGGCGUCACGGACGAAUCCAAUGGGUAUGAAUCGUGUGUCUUCGACACUUGCGCCUGCGGCGAUCGGCCCGAAUGCUAUUGCGGUGCCGUGCUGGCGUACGAAGAAAUGUGUAAGCGUCGUGGCGUUUCUAACAUUGGAACAGUCAUUGACGAGUGUGGCGUUUGCUUUGGAGACGGAUCGUUUUGCACACCCGGUGUAUUUUGUCAAGCAUCCGGUGAUCCUCACUACAGAACGUUUGACGGUCUCGGUCAUCAUUUCCAAGGUCGCUGUGAGUACGUUCUUGCGAGGGACUGCGGAGGCACCGACUUCAGUGUGCACGUGAGAAACGAGCCGGUAUCUCCUACAAGCGACGUGACAGUGACAAGAAGCGUGGCCAUUAAGGUUCGCGGCGCCGGCGUUAUUCAACUACUUCGGAACAACGUCGUCGUAGUGAAUGGAAAAACAGUGACCAACUAUCCAUAUUUCGUUGGCGCACACGCUAUUAUCAGUCGCCUUCCGCCACGCUGGAUUCUAGUGCGUCUGUCCGAGUCUAGAGUGCAAGUACGGUUUGACGGAUCAAACACAGUGCAAGUCGCGGUACCAGAAGACUAUUUCAACAAUACGUGUGGUCUUUGUGGUUUCUACAAUGGCGAAGCAUCUGACGACAUGAAAACGGCGAAUGGCAUCGUACUUGUUGCGAGUAACCCUCAUCAUUCGAGAUCGUCUGCAUCGGUCUAUGCUUACCAUGCACUUGGUAUUAGUUGGACAGUUAUUGGUUCUGAUCGCUUGCUGCUAGAUGAAAAUGAUUCAUGCACUGACCCUGUUGUUCCUCCUCCACAUCCUUGUGAUGGGCGAGCUCAAGUUCGAGCAAACGCAGAGAGAUAUUGCGAGUUUAUUACGAAUGCACGAGGACCUUACGGGAAGUGUCACGGUGUGAUAGAUCCUACUAAUCACUACGAAUCGUGUGUGUUUGAUACUUGCGCUUGCGGCGGAGACACAAAAUGUGCGUGCGACUCGGUUGCAGCUUACGAGACACUAUGUGUCAACUCUAACGUGAGCAACCUGGGCUCGGUGGUCGAUGAAUGUGGAGUCUGCUUUGGGGAUGGUACAACGUGCACUAAUCCUGGAGCUACAUGUCAGGUCGUUGGGGGUCCUCAUUACACCACGUUUGACAACGCAGGUCAUCAUUUUGAAGGAUACUGCGAAUACAUUCUAGCGCAAAGUAGCGACUUUUCAGUACACAUUGAAAAUGGUCCAUGUUGUCAGAAAACAGACGCGACUGUAAGGAACUGUGCCAUUAGCAUUAGGAAAGUUGGUGUCGUGCAGCUGAAUGAAGAUCAAAGUGUACUUGUGAACGGAAUCAAAGUCGAUAACUUUCCGUAUACCAUCGCGGCAGACGGCAGUCGCAUUUCCAUUCUAAACGGUCGAGUUCGAGUGUGGCUUGCCAAUUCUGAGGUGAUCCUCUUGUGGGACGGAAAGAAUGCCUUCCUUCAAGUGGACGUCCCCACUACAUAUAAGAACAGCACCGUCGGUUUGUGCGGUAACUACAACGGCGACCCUAACGACGAUCUGACGUUGAGAAAUGGAUCGGUAGUUUUCGCAAGUGACUUGCGUGCGUCUCAAUCACAGCUGUCUAGGUGGGCCUACUAUGACUUUGGAACGAGCUGGUCCGUCAACGGUACCGAACGGUUACUGCUAGACGCGCUUUCUAUAUGUGAUGAUCCUGAACCCACUGAUCCGCAUCCUUGUGUGGCAAACGCCGCUGCUAAGCCGGAAGCGGAAAAGUAUUGUCGCUUUAUUACUGACACACGUGGACCGUUCGGUGCCUGUCAUGCUACCGUCAAUCCACAGAUUUACUAUGAAGCCUGUCUGUCUGAGACAUGCCGCUGUAGAGGGGAUACGGCGUGUGCGUGUAAGGCAAUCACGUCAUACGAAACAGUGUGCCGUACGAAGAGGGUACAGCAACUAGGUACGGUUGUCGACGAAUGCGGUAUUUGUUUCGGUGACGGUUCCACGUGCCUCCAAGCUGGUGCCACCUGCCAAGCUUCCGGUGAUCCUCAUUACGUCACAUUUGACGGUCUCGGCCAUCAUUUCCAAGGACACUGCGAGUAUAUAUUAGCGCAAGACUGCAAAGCCAAUGACUUUAAGAUACAUGUGAGGAAUAUUGGUAAUACGGUGACAGUGACGAGAGCCGUGGCCAUUGAUAUCCGCGGUGUUGGCCAUUUGAGCUUGCUUCAAGGUCUGGUGGUGGAAAUGAACGGCAUUAGAGUUGACAACUUUCCCUACGUCGUGCCUGGCGAUGGCUCUAGAGUGACUAAAAUUCCAGGAAGAGUGAGAGUAUACCUCGCAUCGUCGGGUGUUGUUGUAUUAUGGGAUGGGUCACAUAUGGUUCAGGUGACUGUACCGAAUACAUACAGUAACAGAACUUGCGGUCUUUGUGGACAGUUUAACGGAAUCUCAUCGGAUGACUUGGAAACACGCAACGGCACCGUCUAUACUCCUAGUCACCCCAGUUAUUCGUCUUCUGAUCGCUCUACCAAAGCGUACCACGCUUUUGGCGUCAGCUGGGCCGUACCAAAGUCCGACUGGCUGAUCAUCGACUCCACAGUCACGUGCGUUGAUCCUGUUCUGCCUCCUCCUCAUCCAUGUGACGACAAAGCAGCUAUCAGGCAGAAUGCGGAGAAAUACUGCAAAAUCAUUACGGACAUCCAAGGCCCUUACGGCAAUUGCCAUGCCGCGAUACCGCCUGAAAAUCAUUACGAAUCGUGCGUGUUUGAUACUUGCCAGUGCGAUGGUUGUGAGGAGAAUGCUUGCGACUCUGUUCGUUCGUACGAGCUCUUGUGUCAAGCUCGUGGUGUCACAGAUAUCGGAUCGGUUCUCGACGAGUGUGAUGUCUGUUUUGGCGACGGCAGUCGGUGUCAGAACAUCGGUGCUACGUGCGUGGCGUCUGGAGAUCCACAUUACAAUACUUUCGACGGCGCCGGUCAUCAUUUCCAGGGUAAGUGUGAGUACAUAUUGGCUGAAGAUUGCUCUGCAAACAAAGCGUUUUCUGUACACGUUCGCAACGAACACCGUGGAAAUACGGCGGUCACGUGGACGAAAUCGGUCGCCGUUGUAGCUCCUGGACUCGGUUCUCUCCUGCUACUGUGGAAUGGUGUCGUUAUUCACAAUAACAUCGAAGUAACGACAUUUCCCAGAACGACGCCCGAUGGUACGCGAAUUUCUAAGAAACCGGGAAGCACGCGAGUCCGCCUGCCAGGGUCGGACGUCAUUGUCACGUGGGACGGUAAUCACAUGGUACAAGUGUCCGUACCUACAGCAUUCGAUGGUAAAACGUGUGGCUUGUGCGGACUCUUCGACGACGACUACACGAACGAUCUUAAACUACGAAACGGAAGUGUGGUACAUCCGAGUCAUAAGACCUACUCGAGUUCUAGACAGAGCGUCUAUGCUUAUCACAUAUUUGGAGUAAGCUGGGCUGUUUCUGCUAAUCAGUCGCUCCUAUUGGCCGACGGAGAAGUUUGCGUCGACGGCACUAUAGCACCUCCUCACCCUUGUGACGGAAAGACGCAGAUACGAGCUAAAGCUGAGAAGUACUGCGACUUUGUACGUAACGCUCAAGGUCCUUAUGCUGGAUGCCAUACUGCUAUCGAUCCUUUGGAGGGUUUCGAGGCUUGCGUGUUUGACGUCUGUUCGUGCGGUGGAACGGAAAGCUGCGCCUGCGGUGCCGUCCGCGCGUACGAAACGCGCUGCCGUACCCAAGGGGUAAAAGAUCUCGGCUCUGUUGUGGACGAGUGCGGAAUUUGCUUUGGAGACGGUUCGUCGUGCGAGGGAGGUGUGUCGUGCCAAGCUUCCGGCGACCCACACUAUUCCACUUUCGAUGGUGCCGGUCAUCAUUUCCAGGGUCGAUGCGAGUACACGCUGGUUUCCGACUGCGUUUCGGGCGACUUUUCAAUCCACGUUCAGAACGAACAUCGAGGUAGCUCACUUGUCACGUGGACGCGAUCGGUUGGUAUUCGCGUGAAAGGCGGGAGUGUUAUACAGCUAUUGCAGAAUAGGAAAACAUACGUCAGCGGUCGUGAAGUGACCCGUUUCCCUCACACCGUGGGCGUGGACGGAACCCGCAUCAGUCGACAAGGAAACAAGGUCCGCGUUUGGCUGGCCAAUUCUGCUGUUGUCGUGCGUUGGGAUGGAUACCAUCUGGUAGAAGUGAUAGUGCCCGAUACGUACAAAAGCAAGACAUGCGGACUGUGCGGAACGUACGACGGCGACUAUACGAAUGACCUUGAAGGACCAGACGGAACAGUAUACACUCCUAGUCACCGCACGUAUUCUCGUUCUACCCAGUCUUUGUCUGCAUAUCAUGCUUUCGGAAAGAGUUGGACCGUUCUCGGUAAUAAACGCCUACUAUUACAAAGCAAUGAUACAUGCACCGAUUCUGUCACCCAUCCACAGGAUCCUUGCACAGUUCAUCCUCAUGUGCGAGCAAAUUCCCAACAAUAUUGUCAAUUUAUUCUUGAGACUCAGGGUUUGUAUGCAGCUUGCAAAGCCCCAACAAAUAGCACACUACCAGCUCUAGAUUCCAACUUCUACUACGAGAACUGUUUAUUCGAUACGUGUGCGGCUGGUGGAGACAAAAGCGUCGCAUGCAACUCGGUCAAAGCAUACGAGAGCGAGUGUCGGCGUCGCGGUGCGGACAUCGGCUCCGUCGUCGACCGAUGCGGCGUUUGCUUCGGAGACGGCACCACUUGCGCCGCCUCUCGAGCGACGUGCACGGCAAGCGGUGAUCCUCAUUAUUCGACAUUCGACGGGGCGGGUCAUCAUUUCCAAGGAGCAUGCGAGUACAUCCUGGCAAAAGAUUGCACAAACGAGGACUUUUCUGUUCACGUGAGAAACGAGCAUCGUCAUGGCAACAACAGAGUGACAUAUACCAAAUCGGUUGCUGUACGUAUUAGAGGACUCGGUGUCGUUAAGAUACUUAGUGGCAGAGUAGUUACAGUUAACGGUCAGACUGUCACACAUUCGAGAACGUUGACGGACGGCAGUCAGUUGGAUAUAUCUCACAAUGCAGUGACACUAACGCUCACGACGGACGUCGUGAUUAAGUUUGACGGAUCGCACUUUGCACAAGUGUCGGUGCCAGGUGACUAUUUGAACAAAAUGUGCGGUCUCUGCGGGAGCUACGAUAAUCAAUGGAUGAACGACCUGACCCUGAGCGAUGGACGUGUGAUGAUGGCGAGCGCUCGUAAAUACUCUUCUUCUGCUCAGUCGGUGAAAGCGUACCACGAUUUUGGUGUAAGUUACAAGGUCACUGGUGCUUCUCGUCUUUUGCUGGGCGUAAAUGAAACAUGCCAAGACUCGUCGACACCUCCUCAACAUCCUUGCGACGGUACUAACCACAGAUCGAGUGCUGAGCAGUUUUGUCAGGUAGUUAAGGACCCGAACGGCCCUUACGGUAGCUGUAAGAACGUCGUUGACUUGACGGAGGCGUUCGAGUCUUGUGUCUUUGACGUUUGCGCAUGCGCCGGUAACAGUUCAUGUGGUUGCAACAUAGUAAAGGUAUUUGAGAGUGAAUGCCGUCGUUUGGGAGGGCAAGGUGUCGGAACGAUCGUAGACGUGUGCGGCGUUUGUAAUGGAGAUGGUCAGAGCUGCCUUGAUGACUACGGACAAUGCACAGCGUCGGGAGAUCCCCACUACUCCACAUUUGAUGGAUAUGGACAUCACUUCCAAGGUCGCUGCGAGUACGUAUUCGCCGAAGACUGCGUCGGAGGUGACUUCUCAAUUCACGUUGUCAACGAAAAUCGUCAUGGCAACAGUCGCGUGUCGUACACAAAAUCGGUUGCGAUCAAGGCAAGAGUGGUGGGAGUAAUCAAAUUGCUUAAAAAUGGUGUCGAGGUUAACGGACAGAACGUUGACAUCUUUCCUCAUCGAGUGGGAUCGGACGGCACUACUAUUGAAAAGAGGUUUGUUGAAGUGUCCGUGACGCUCGGAUUGUCAGGUGUCGUGGUGAAAUGGAUCGGUGUGAGCAGUUAUGUUAGGGUUUUGGUUCCGCCGAAUUACAAAGAGCGUACGUGUGGAUUGUGCGGAACGUUUGACGGUAACCGUACCAACGAUCUCCGCCUACGAGAUGGUUCCGAAGUGGCGGCGAGUAACCCGAGCUAUUCAUCAUCACAAAAAUCGAGAAACGCUUAUCACUCGUUUGGCACUGAUUGGACUGUUGCUGUUGCCAGCCGUCUGUUGCUACGUACUGCCGAAUCUUGUAGCGAUGAUAGCACGGCUCCGGAUGAUCCAUGUAAUGUAGUGAACGCUAGCUUGCCUGCUCCAGCAGAGCGACGGAGACAAGCCGAUAUCAUAUGUCAGGAUAUCGUGGAUACGAAUGGUCCUUAUGCUGGUUGUCAUGCAGUAGUCGACACUAAGCUGUAUCAUGAAUCGUGUCUCUAUGAUGUGUGCGCGUGUGGCUUAAAUGCAGAUUGCGCUUGCGCUUCUGUCGUUGCCUACGAGAAGGAAUGCCGCAACCGCGGAGUGACGAACAUUAAGUCUGUUGUUGAUAAUUGCGGUGUUUGUCAUGGCGACGGCACUUCGUGUCGAAAGGAUUAUGCUACGUGCAACGUGUACAGUGAUCCUCACGCUGCGGCUACGGGACAAAAGCAAAGAUUUUUUACGUUCGAUAAUCUUGUUCAUUUUUUUCAAGGUAAAUGCGAGUACGUUUUGGCUCGGGACUGCACUGGAAAUCUCUUUGAUAUUCACAUUAAAAACGACCAUCCAUCAUCUGAUGUCAUUCACACAUCGUGGACGACUGGUCUUUCUGUGCGUGUAGCUGGCCUUGGUGUGAUCAAAGUGGUUCAUAGUGCGACGGAUACGAAAGUGUACUUGAAUGGAGUCCUACUUACUCGACCUUCUCAGAACAACGGAAUCGAUGGUUCUCAGGUUAUUGUUUCUAGUUUCCUAGAAGAUCAAGUGGACAUUUAUUUGGCAAGUUCUGAUGUUAAAAUCACUUUCUAUGGUAACUAUGAGAUCAUAGUGUCAAUUCCGCCGUCGUUGAAAUCCCGCAUGUGCGGCCUGUGUGGAAACUACAACGGCAUUACGAGCGACGAUUUGAUGCUACCGACUGGUAUAUCCCUCAACACCAGCAAUAUAAACGGUUCUGCUUCUUCACAGUCGGUUAAUAAUUAUCACAGGUUUGGAUUGAGUUGGUCUGUGGAAGGCGAUGAUAGACUAAUUCUUGCCCCCAGUUACCAAUGCCCAGACGAGUUUCCUCCACCUUUGUGCGAGAGAAAGCCACAGUUUAAGAAGGAUGUUGAACUAUUCUGUAACGUUGUUAAAGAUUCCACUGGUCCGUUUGCAAGAUGUCACUCUUCGAUCUCUCCCAAUUCAUUGAACCAGCAGUGUAUACUCGAUUCUUGCUCCCAGAACGGCAGUCUACUAUUCGGUUGUUCUGCAAUCAGAUCAUAUCAGAGUCAGUGUGAACGGCGCUUGCGCACGUCGCUUGGUCCUACGGUAUUGAAUUGUUCAACAGAUGCUUGUGCAGAGUUUAAUCCGUGUUUCCAAGGAGUGACUUGUACAAACGAUUUGAGUCUUCUACCGCCGUAUACGUGUGGUAGAUGCCCAUCCGGAUAUUUAGGAGACGGGCAAACGUGUGUGGAUAUCGAUGAAUGUGGAGAUGCCACGCCAUGUUCCAGUGUUGUCACGUGUCAAAACUCACCGGGAAGAUUUAGUUGUGCCGCUUGUCCGUCGGGUUACGCCGGCGGCGCAAAAACGGGUAGUGGUCUGCAGGACGCACGUACAAACAUUCAGGUUUGUGUCGAUGUCGAUGAAUGCCUAACUAAUAACGGUGGAUGUGACUUAAAAACCAAUUGUACAAACAAAAUUGGUUCGUUCGAAUGCGGGCCUUGUCCAAAUGGAUACACGGGAACUAGUCUGACAGGUUGCGUGCUUGGUGACUUUUGUCUUUUGGGUCUUGAUGAUUGUCAUGACCAGUUCGGGACUUGUACGUCUACUGGUCCCGGUCUGUACAAGUGCGAGUGCAAACCUGGAUAUGCUGGUACUGGAAAACUGUGCGCCACAGAUACGGAUCAGGAUGGCGCUCCCGACAGUGCGAUACCUGGAUGUACCGACUCCAGAUGCCAAGCGGACAACUGUCCUUCAAAACCGAAUAGUGGACAAGAAGACGCAGAUGGAGAUGGAACAGGUGACGCGUGCGACAAUGACAGCGACAACGAUGGCAGAGCAGAUACAAGCGACAAUUGUCCUUUUGUGUCGAAUGCUAACCAGGCGGAUGGAGACGGUGACGGCGUGGGUGAUGUGUGUGACAACUGUCCUUCGGACAGUAACGCUGAUCAAGCUGAUGCUAACAACGACGGUAAAGGCAACGCUUGCUCGUCCGACAGCGACGGCGACGGAGUCGACAAUGCGAAUGACAACUGUGUGGACGUUCCGAAUCCAAAGCAAAACGAUACCGACAAUGAUGGUCUGGGCGACAAGUGCGACAACUGUCCAAAUAAAUCUAAUGCUAAUCAACUCGAUGAUGACGGAGAUUUGGUGGGAAACGAAUGUGAUACCGAUCUAGACAAAGACGGAGAUGGAUAUCAAGAUACCAUCGACAACUGUGCUGACGUGCCUAAUAGUCAACAAACGGACUCGGAUAGUGAUGGCGUCGGCGAUGCGUGCGACGAUGAUAAAGACAAUGAUGGCGUCACAGAUAACAGCGAUAAUUGUCCUCUGGUUGCAAAUGCUAACCAGACCGACAGCAAUAGUGACGGGGUCGGAGAUGCUUGUCAGAACGACGAAGAUGGCGAUGGAGUGAUCGAUUCUUCUGAUGCCUGUCCUAAGAAUAGUGGAGUUACAGCUACUGAUUUUAGUCAAUUCCAGUUGAUAUAUCUUAUCGGAACUGUUACCGGCAUCGAGUGGGUUAUAUUGAAUCAGGGCAAGGAGAUCAAACAGCUACUUAAUAGUAAUCCUGGAGCUGCUAUAGGAUACGAUAGUUUUGGAGCCGUAGACUACGAAGGGACUUUCUUCGUCGACACGACAAAUGAUGACGACUUUAUGGGGUUCGUCUUUGGGUACCAGAGCAGCAGCCGGUUUUACCUUGUCGAUUGGAAGCAAGGAAUCCAAACAGGCUUUGGCGGAGUAGGACUUGCUGGAGUAACCAUUAAGAGAGUUCAAAGCAGUACAGGACCCAGCAACGAUCUUAAUAAUGCACUAUGGAAAACUGAAACAACUUCUAAUCAGGUUUACAAACUUUGGCAUGAUCCCAAUAAUUUGGGCUGGCAAGACCGCACAUCAUAUCAGUGGAAGCUAAAGCACAGGCCAGCAACGGGUUUGAUUAGAGUGCAGAUAUUUCAAGGAACAAGCAAAGUCGUAGACAGCGGUGAUGUGUACGACAAAACAUACGCUGGAGGUCGCUUGGGUGUAUAUUGUUAUUCGCAAGAACAAAUCAUUUGGUCACAAUUGUCAUAUUCAUGUGUCGAUAGGUUGGAUUACGCCCUUCGUUUCGAUGGAGCAAAUGAUUUUGUCGAUGUUGGUUUGGCUGCUACAUUGCAUUUGACCAGCAGCUUUACCAUCAGCGUCUGGGUGAACCUCCCUGAUGCGAGUACAUCUACGUUGCCUGUUGUUUGCAGUGAGGACACGAUGCUCUGUCUCUACAUUGAUCAAGGUCAAUUGAAAGGAAAGAUAGAAUCUACAACUAUUGUCGGAGCAACAGCUAUAAAGACUAAAGAAUGGGAACACAUUGCUCUUGUUUACGACAUGACAAAGUUGGAGCUGAGCGUCUAUCUAAAUGGUGUACGUGGCAACACCGCCAGCAACGUGCAGGCAUAUACAGGAGUAUCCAAAAAAAUCAACAUCGGUAAAGACGGAGCUGGUAACUUUUUCAAGGGACAAGUCGAUCAGUUGCGUGUAUGGUCAAAGGCUUUAACAGCAACAGAGCUGCGUACGCGGGCGUUGCUUACAGAUCUUAGUGACGCAACAAUAUCUGCCGACCUACAAGCACACUAUCCGAUGGACACUGGCUCCGGAGACAAGUUGUAUGACCAAACAAUGAAUGAUAUUCACGGCACCUUGGACGGUCCAAUGUGGACAGCGAGUACUCUGGUACUGUCUCGAGAAACAUUUUGAGAAACUUGUGUGACACUCAGUGACCACUGUUUCGUCUUGCCUGUUGGUGUGUUGGUUUGCAUUAGCGGUAUAGCGUGCAUAAAUGUUUUGUCUUGUUGCUAUAGUUGUUAGCGCCUGCAUUGUAGCACUACGUUUGAUCAACGCAACAUUUGUUUUCAGAAACUA